GACUUUGAUAAAACUAGGUCGAUCAUGUUGAUCUGUUGAGAGACAGGAAGCUGUUUUUCCUUUAUUUCUUCAGUCGUCUGAUCGAAUGCUUCUUCUGCGACACUUUGGGAGCCACGAUGACUGAAGAGGUCCUCUUGAACACACUGAAGGAUUUGAGCGAGGAAGAAUUCAAGGAGUUCAGAUGGUAUCUGGAUCACAGUAACAUCCUGGAAGUUUCCUCAAAGAUCACAAAGUCUGUGCUGGAGAAGGCAGACAGGUUGAAAACAGUGGAUCUGAUGGUGAAUAAAUAUAAACCUCAUGGAGCUCUGGAGGUGACCAAGAAGGUUUUAGAGAAGAUAUCCAGGAACGACCUGGUGCAGAGUCUGCCAGACACCAGCUCAGGACCAGAAGUGUCAGUGGAUGUCAAUGAUGUUGGAGACACUUCAGAGAACAGAGGUUUGUCCCCCUCUCAGUGUGAAGAUGUGAUUGUUCCAGAACCAGAGCCACAACCCAUCUCACAUUACAAACACUUACUUCAGUCGAACCUCCAGGAUAAGUUUAUGUGUGCACAAGAGGGGUGGGCACAGAAGAAGGAUGAGCAGCAUCUGGAUGAAAUCUACACAGACCUUUACAUCACAGCUGGAGCUAACGUACACAUUAACACACAACAUGAGGUCAGGCAGAUUGAGGCUGUGGUGAAGCCAGCUGAAACAGAGAAACCAAUUGAACCCAGUGACAUCUUCAAACCCCCCUCUGGAAGAUAUAAACCCAAAAGAACAGUGCUGACCAAUGGAAUCGCAGGAAUUGGCAAAACAUUUCUUGUGCACAAGUUUGUGUUGGACUGGGUUGAAGGAAGAGCCAAUCAAGAUGUGCAUCUGGUAUUCCCCUUCACCUUCCGCCAGCUGAAUCUGUGGAAGGCAGGAAAAUUGUGUUUGGCAGAACUGAUUCAUCAUUGUAUUACAGAGACCAGAUGCAUCAAGGAAGAAGCUCUUAAUCACAUCUUUACAACUCUGCAGUCAUCGGGAAACACCAACUAUGACAAAAGUAAAUUCAAACUUCUGUUUGUUUUGGAUGGACUGGAUGAGAGCCGCCUUCAACUAGACUGCUCUACCAGUAAAAACCAGGCAGUUAACUUCGAUGUUACAGAGUCCACCUCAGUGGAGAAGCUGCUGACAAACCUCAUCAAGAGGAACCUGCUGCCCUCUGCUCGCCUCUGGAUAACCACACGACCUGCAGCAGCCAAUCAGAUCCAUUCUGAUUUUGUUGAUAUAGUGACAGAGGUCAGAGGGUUCACUGACCCACAGAAGGAGGAGUACUUCAGGAAGAGAUUCAGAGAUGAGGAGCAGGUUAUAGGUCAUUCCAAGCCUUUGUCCCAGCCCCCUGUCACCUAG
Micropterus dolomieu (smallmouth bass) is the source of this 1370-nucleotide messenger RNA. Its product is annotated as NACHT, LRR and PYD domains-containing protein 12-like. The record is from RefSeq and is a predicted model, not a curated record. The transcript has 5 exons. NCBI's taxonomy places the organism in Eukaryota, Metazoa, Chordata, Actinopteri, Centrarchiformes, Centrarchidae. Bases 117 to 1370 code for a protein of 417 amino acids.